Molecule: messenger RNA, 147 nt
Organism: Theileria orientalis strain Shintoku
Lineage: Eukaryota; Apicomplexa; Aconoidasida; Piroplasmida; Theileriidae
Exons: 3
Coding region: 1-147 (48 amino acids)
Source: RefSeq, a predicted model, not a curated record
AUGGCAGAUGCUGAAGUAUAUGGCGCAUCUGAUGCUCUAUCCCUUUACCGGAACAAAACAAAAUUUUUUAAAAUACAGCUUCAUUCUGAGAAGCCGAUCCUGGGCGCUGUGAUGGUGAUUGUGUCGCCCCUCGCGCUCCUCCGUUGA